AUGUCUACUCAAGCUGCUACAAAGAUCCGAACAUCCGUCAUGGUCUUCCAUCACAUCUACUCUUCCAAGAAGCGCCGUGCCAUGAAAGAAUGGGCACAAGACGCAAACCUCGGCGCACUCUGCAAAGUCGGAAAUGCGGGGAUCCUCGUCGUCGAAGGACCAGACGAGAUAGUGCAAGACUACGUAUCUAAAGUCAAGCAAAUGCGCUGGCAAAGCUGUCACCUCCGCUCGGAACGUAUCCGCGAAGACGAUCCUCCGGCCCGUUCUAAGGGGAAGGGGAAGAAAGAGGAGCCUCAGCCUAGACUGAAAGAUUGCGCCGGUUAUGUGGAGUAUGAGAAGGUGUCGGAACUUAACAGCCAAAUGGAUAAAUUCGGUCUUCAAGGGAUGAUCAAAGAAGCGCUCUUCUAA
Molecule: messenger RNA, 408 nt
Organism: Saitoella complicata NRRL Y-17804
Lineage: Eukaryota; Fungi; Ascomycota; Saitoellomycetes; Saitoellales; Saitoellaceae
Exons: 1
Coding region: 1-408 (135 amino acids)
Source: RefSeq, a predicted model, not a curated record